AUGAUGAAGUUUGUGGUUAUUGCUCUCUUUGUUGCUGGUGCCUAUGGGUGUGGCCUGCCCACCUUCACCCCUGUGGUGACCAGGGUGGUUGGAGGAGAGGAUGCCAGGCCUCACAGCUGGCCCUGGCAGAUUUCCCUGCAGUACAACAAACAGGGCGAGUGGAGGCACACCUGUGGAGGUACUCUGAUCUCUAACCAGUGGGUCCUCACUGCUGCUCACUGCAUCAGCACUGGCAAGGAGUACAGAGUAGCCAUGGGAAAGCACAACCUGAUAGAGACGGAGGAGGAUGCUGUGUUCAUGGGCACCGCUAACAUCAUUGUGCAUGAGAAGUGGAACUCCUUGUUCAUCCGUAAUGACAUUGCCCUGAUCAAGCUCGAGUCCCCCGUCACCUUCUCUGACACCAUCAUGGCUGCUUGUCUCCCUGCUGCUGGCUUCAUCCUCCCUCAUGACAAUCCCUGCUACGUCACUGGAUGGGGACGCCUCUACACCGGAGGUCCCAUUGCUGACAACCUGCAGCAGGCUCUCCUGCCCGUGGUGGACUUCGCUACCUGCUCCCAGCCUGACUGGUGGAGCUUUCAGGUGAAGGACACCAUGGUCUGCGCAGGUGGAGAUGGAGUUGUGUCUGGUUGCAACGGGGACUCUGGAGGUCCUCUGAACUGCCGGAACACUGAUGGUGCCUGGGAGGUUCACGGCAUCGUCAGCUUUGGCUCCGGGCUCAAAUGCAAUUUCCCCAAGAAGCCCACCGUCUUCACCCAAGUCAGCUCCUACACUGACUGGAUCAGCUCUAAAAUGGUGGCCUAUUGAAGGGACAGGCUUUGGGGAUCAAAGCCACAAUGUACACAUACAAAAUAAAUAAAAC
Molecule: messenger RNA, 859 nt
Organism: Micropterus dolomieu (smallmouth bass)
Lineage: Eukaryota; Metazoa; Chordata; Actinopteri; Centrarchiformes; Centrarchidae
Product: chymotrypsin-C-like
Exons: 8
Coding region: 1-804 (267 amino acids)
Biological process (GO): proteolysis
Molecular function (GO): serine-type endopeptidase activity
Source: RefSeq, a predicted model, not a curated record